This is a messenger RNA of Angiostrongylus costaricensis, 288 nucleotides long. The record is from the annotation of a GenBank genome assembly. NCBI's taxonomy places the organism in Eukaryota, Metazoa, Nematoda, Chromadorea, Rhabditida, Metastrongylidae.
UGGGUUGCCACUGAGGAUUGGGUUGAGCAGUGGAAAUCAAAACUGCCACUUCAAACAAUUAUGCGACUUCUUCAAGUGCUUGUACCUCAAGUGGAAAAAAUUUGUAUAGACAAAGGUCUAACAGACGAGAGUGAAAUUUUGAAAUUUCUACAACAUGGUACAUUGGUAGGGCUUUUGCCUGUACCACAUCCAAUUCUAAUUCGAAAGUAUCAAGCGAAUGCUGGAACAAAUCAUUGGUUCCGCACUUACAUGUGGGGAGUGAUUUAUCUAAGGCGAGCGAAUCGUUGA